This is a messenger RNA of Plectropomus leopardus (leopard coralgrouper), 307 nucleotides long. The record is from RefSeq and is a predicted model, not a curated record. NCBI's taxonomy places the organism in Eukaryota, Metazoa, Chordata, Actinopteri, Perciformes, Serranidae.
UCUCAUUCCUCUCCUCAGCUCGUCUCGGUACUCUCAGGAUUAUGACACCAGGGUUUUGUUGCGGUUCCCUCAGCGGGUGAAGAAUCAGGGAACGGCCGACUUCCUGCCCAGUAAACCCCGAUACGCCUGGGAGUGGCACAGCUGCCACCAUCACUUCCACAGCAUGGACGAGUUCAGCCUGUACGAGCUGCUGGACAUCCAGACGCAGGCGCAGGUGGCUGAGGGACACAAGGCCAGCUUCUGUCUGGAGGACACGUCCUGUGACCCGGGAUACUACCGCCGCUUCGCCUGCACCUCACACACUCAG